UCUCAGCUACCUGCCGCGUGACGUCACGUACCCACUUCCGUUACCCACGCAAAACGUCACUUCCGUUCUCCCGUGACAACGAUGGCGGCAACGACCAUCGCCGCCGCGGUUGCUACGGGCAACGCCGCCGCGGUUGCUACGGGCAACGCCGCCGCGGUUGCUACGGGCAACGCCGCCGCCGCGGUUGCCAUGGGCGACGCCGCCGCCGCUGGGGAGAAGUCUGCGAUGCAAAGAGCCACAGAGGUGGUGGAGACUCUGUUCGCGUUCCGGGACCGCUACUUUGAGCAGCACGGACUUGACGAGGCGGCUCUCAAGGGAAGCCGCGUGGAGUCGCGCAGGACGGAGGCUCUGAGCCUCCUGGCAGAGCUCGAAGGUUUGACGGGUGCUGGCGACCGAGCGGGCUUCCUGGCCCUGCGAGGCCGCGCCCUCAACGUGGUGCCGGACUACGAGGCGGAGGCAGAGGCGGCGCUGUCCCGCGCCGUCAAGCUGCGUCCGGCGCUCGUGGACGCCUGGAACGAGCUGGGGGACGUCUACUGGAAGAAGGGCGACGUGGCCGCCGCCACCAGCUGCCUCGAAGGGGCGCUGGCUCACUGCCGGAACAAGGUGUCUCUGCGUAGCCUCUCCAUGCUGUUGCGGCAGCAGCCGAACUCGGAGCAGCGCCAGGACCCGGCACGUCUCGUCAUGGACAGCGUGGCGCACGCCAAGGACGCCGUCGCCAUGGACACCGGGGACGGCACGUCUUGGUACAUCUUGGGCAACGCGUACUUCUCUCUCUUCUUCGUGACGGCCCAGGACCCACGCAUCUUGCAGCUGUCGCUCAACGCUUACGCACAGGCGGAGAAAGUCGACACUACGGCGAGCAGCAACGCGGACCUGCACCUGAACCGAGCAACGCUACUACAGUACCGCGAGCUGUAUGGCGAGGCUCUGGACGGCUUCUCGAAGGCCUCGGCGCUGGAACCCACGUGGGACGAGCCGCAACGGAGACGAUCGGAGCUCCUCCACUUCCUGCGGAGACUCUCAGCGCUCGUCGCUAGCAAGGGCAAGGUGAAGCCCAGGAAGCUGCAGGUGUACAUGAAGGGGCUACGCGAUGCCGACCUUGGCCCCUACGCCGCUGGAGGCCGCGCUGCAUCAGCAGCAGCAGCAGGAGCAGCAGCAGCAGGAGGAACAGCAGCAGCAGCAGGAGCAGCAGCAGCAGGAGGAACAGCAGCAGCAGCAGCAGCAGCAGGAGCAGCAGGAGGCGAGGGUCCAGGCAGCAGGGUGGUGGCGAUGUCACCGCGUGCGCUGUCCGAGCUGAGUGAGGGCGCCAACGCGGGCGCCCUGCUGCUGGGCAGGGUGCUGUUCAGCGUCACCACGGAACACAGCCUGCCCUUCGUGUUUGGCCUGCUGGACUCACAGGGCUCCUGCUGUGCCGUGUCGGUCUACAACUUUGUGUCCGGCUGGGGAGUUCUCAUCGGGGACACGGUGGUGGUGCCCGCACCCUCGCUACGCACACACCACGUCCAAGAUGGGCAGCAGGAGCUCACGUUCCAGUGUGUGCGUGUCUCCAGCCCCGCGUCGCUGGUCGUCAACGGGAGGCAGCAGGGCAACAGCAAGCAGGCCGCAGUCACCGCCUGCUACAGCAGGAAGUUCACGUAGCCCCGCCUACUCCUGCA
Messenger RNA from Lethenteron reissneri (Far Eastern brook lamprey), 1655 nucleotides. RefSeq names its product tetratricopeptide repeat domain 5 (gene TTC5). Lineage: Eukaryota; Metazoa; Chordata; Hyperoartia; Petromyzontiformes; Petromyzontidae. Gene Ontology annotation, molecular function: protein binding. The record is from RefSeq and is a predicted model, not a curated record.